Gastrolobium bilobum is the source of this 2342-nucleotide messenger RNA. RefSeq names its product probable methyltransferase PMT11. The coding region runs from base 64 to 2124 and encodes 686 amino acids. Lineage: Eukaryota; Viridiplantae; Streptophyta; Magnoliopsida; Fabales; Fabaceae. The transcript is spliced from 9 exons. Gene Ontology annotation, cellular component: cytoplasm; endosome; trans-Golgi network. The record is from RefSeq and is a predicted model, not a curated record. Gene Ontology annotation, molecular function: methyltransferase activity.
GUAGAGAGAAAAAGGAAGAAUUUUGAGUGUUACCCUUUAUUUGUGGAUCCAUAAACUGAAAGAAUGAAAUCCCCAUUGAAUGGCGAUUUUCUGAGAACACACUUAACGCUCAAGAUCGCCGCUUUCUUCUUCAUCGCCGUCACUUUCUUCUACUUCGGGAAGCACUGGUCCGAUCGCAACCACCAGCAGCUCAUCUUCUUCAACGUAGGAUCCGACCCGAAUCCGAAUCCGAACCCGGUUGUCUCCAUAUCCCCGAAUUACAACAAAUUCUUCAAUGUCUCUGCCCUCAUCGAUCAGAACGCAACCCAACCGGCGCCGCAAAAAGCACUGGAACAACCAUCGCCGGAAAAAGCCACAGAACCACCGCCUCCUCCUCCGCCCUUGCCGGCGGUGGAUUCACUUGAGAAAUUCGGGAUCUUGAACGAGAAUGGUACGAUGUCGGAGGAGUUCGAGGUGGGGGAUUUCGAUUCGGGAAUGGUAGAUGAUUGGGUGAACGAGACGCAGGUUGAGAAUGAGAGUGGUUCUUCUUAUUCUUCUGGGUCUGCUCCUAAAUUCGCUAUCAAGAAGUUCGGGUUAUGCCCGCGAAGCAUGAGGGAGUAUAUACCUUGUUUGGAUAACGAAGACGCGAUUCGGAAGCUGAAUUCGAUGGAGAAAGGUGAAAGGUUCGAGCGGCAUUGCCCUGAAGAAGGUCGAGGGUUGAAUUGCUUAGUUCCUGCACCCAAAGGGUACCGUACCCCAAUUCCAUGGCCCAGAAGCCGAGAUGAGGUAUGGUACUAUAAUGUUCCUCAUACUCGUCUAGUUGAAGAUAAGGGCGGCCAAAACUGGAUUUCCAGGGACAAAGAUAAGUUUAAGUUUCCAGGAGGUGGUACGCAAUUUAUACAUGGAGCAAAUGAAUACUUGGACCAUAUUUCUAAGAUGAUUCCUGAAAUUACAUUUGGUCAGCAUAUUAGAGUUGUUCUUGAUGUUGGCUGCGGGGUUGCUAGUUUUGGUGCCUACUUACUGUCACGGAAUGUCGUUGCCAUGUCUGUUGCUCCCAAGGAUGUUCAUGAGAAUCAGAUCCAAUUUGCUCUUGAGCGUGGCGUACCAGCAAUGGCGGCGGCAUUUGCAACUAGACGUUUAUUGUAUCCAAGUCAAGCUUUUGACUUGAUACAUUGUUCACGCUGUAGAAUUAAUUGGACUCGAGAUGAUGGGAUAUUGCUGCUGGAAGUUAAUAGGAUGCUAAGAGCAGGAGGGUACUUUGUCUGGGCUGCCCAGCCAGUUUAUAAGCAUGAGGAAGUUUUAGAAGAACAAUGGGAAGAAAUGCUUAAUCUUACCACUCGACUCUGCUGGAAGUUUUUGAAAAGAGAUGGGUACAUUGCAAUAUGGCAGAAACCUACUGACAAUAGCUGCUAUCUAAACCGAGAGGCAGGAACUAAACCUCCACUGUGUGACCCAAGCGAUGACCCAGACAAUGUUUGGUAUGUUAAUCUAAAAGCAUGCAUCUCUGAAUUGCCUAAGAACGGAUAUGAAGCAAAUGUUACCAACUGGCCUGCACGUUUGCAAACUCCACCUAAUAGGCUUCAAAGCAUAAAACUUGAUGCUUUCAUAUCCAGAAAAGAGCUUUUUAGGGCAGAAUCGAAAUACUGGAAUGAGAUAAUAGCAAGCUACGUUCGUGCUUUACGCUGGAAGAAGAUGAGAUUAAGAAAUAUCAUGGACAUGCGAGCAGGUUUUGGAGGAUUUGCAGCAGCAUUGAUUGAUCAGAAUCUUGACAGCUGGGUUAUGAAUGUUGUUCCUGUUAGUGGCCCAAACACCUUGCCUGUUAUAUAUGACCGUGGAUUGAUUGGAGUUAUGCAUGACUGGUGUGAAGCAUUUGACACCUACCCGAGAACCUAUGAUUUACUACAUGCAGCAAACCUACUUUCUGUUGAGAGGAAAAGAUGCAAUGUGUCAUCAAUUAUGCUUGAGAUGGAUCGAAUACUAAGACCUGGUGGACGAGUAUACAUCCGUGAUUCUGUUCCAAUAAUGGAUGAACUUCAAGAUAUUGCCAAGGCAAUAGGGUGGCACGUGACAUUGCGAGACACAUCUGAGGGGCCUCAUGCAAGUUAUAGGAUCUUGGUUUGUGAUAAGCACCUACUACGCGCUUGAAGCAAUGAGGUAUAUAACAUGUUUUUUCUUUGAUCCUUAAAGUGAGUAGUCAACACAACAUAGUGAAUCAGUCAUUUGAGAAGAGAACACAAAGAUGCAAGUGAUGUUGGUUUAUUGAUACUACUCGGCAUAAGAUCCCAACAUCUUGAUAAGUCAAGUGCAUCAGCUAACUUAAUUGUAAAAUUCAUUCUAUUUGUAUAUUCCAAAACUCUACGUGA